ACGGUCGAGUCUUGUAAACGAUUUACAGGUUGAUCAGUCUUGUGGCAGGACUCGAAAGUCGUGUUGAGACCAAAGUCUUUAAAUAAAUAAAAACAAUAGUACAGCUUUGUUAAUCGGGUGUUCACAUGCACGAGAACCUGACAGUGCCUAUGAGCGCUCACGUGUGUAAACUUAUCACCGACUCAAAACUCGGUUUCAAAAAUAAAAAUAUUAAUUAUUAAUUAUACGUGUUUUAAAAAUAAAGUCUUCAUGUUGUGGUUAUUGGUGACGAAUGAAAGCCUUUUUAUAAUUCUGCUCGUAAAUCAGCAAUAAUAAUUUUUUUUUAAAUAAUUAUUUGGAAUAAUAUUACGAGCAAAAUAUUUUUGAAAGUGAAAUUACAAUAGUAGUUGGACUUUGAAAAGAGGGAACACCAGGAGGUGGUUACACCAACCCAUCAGUUGAGACAAUACUCAAUUCCGAGUCAAACAUGGACAAUAAUGUGGUAGCGCCGAGCACGGUGCUCUCGACACCUGGGCUAAAUAAUGUCGCGUGGAAUCGACAGCAAGCUGUCAGCGUUCGACAUGCAUUCAAAACUUAUGGGAGCAGCAAAAAUCCAAAUCCCGUUUUGCAGAACUUAAAUAUGACUGUUGCCAAAGGCUCAAUAUACGGCCUUCUGGGUGCGAGUGGUUGUGGUAAAACAACUUUGCUGUCAUGUAUUGUCGGAAGAAGACGACUAAAUUCUGGAGAAAUAUUUGUACUAGGUGGGAAACCCGGUACGAAGGGCUCUGGAGUUCCUGGUAAACAAGUUGGAUACAUGCCACAAGAAAUCGCUUUGUAUGGAGAAUUUACCAUACGCGAAACUAUGAUGUACUUUGGGUGGAUAUUUGGUAUGGACACCAGUGAAAUUGUCGAGAGAUUGAGGUUUUUAUUGCAGUUUUUGGAUCUGCCUUCGCAAAACCGCCUCGUAAAAAAUUUGAGUGGUGGCCAGCAGAGACGAGUCUCCUUCGCCGUGGCACUUAUGCAUGAUCCUGAACUUUUGAUCCUCGAUGAACCGACUGUCGGUGUAGAUCCUCUAUUAAGACAAAGUAUUUGGAAUCACUUGGUGCAAAUAACUAAAGACGGAAACAAAACAGUCAUCAUUACGACGCAUUAUAUUGAGGAAGCAAGACAAGCUCACACGAUCGGAUUAAUGCGAAGCGGCAGAUUGCUGGCUGAAGAAUCUCCAAGAGCUUUGUUGACAAUGUAUAAUUGUGCAUCUUUGGAAGAUGUUUUUCUCAAAUUAUCACGUAAACAAGGACAAACAACUCAACCUACUACUGAAUUAAAUAUCUCAAACAACAUUAGCAUGGCUUCCUUAAACUGGGGUAAAAAAGACGAACCAGUUUAUGUCACUGAAGAGUCUGGAGUUGUAGGAUUGAAUUUUCAUCAAAGCAAAGAAGUUCUUAUUCAUGACACGACUAAUGGAGUCGGCAGUCAUUAUGAUUUAAAUGGAAAACCAAUGGCUGGUGUUAAAACAAACUCGACGGGUAUGUGUUCAGAUUGCAGUCUAUCAAAUUUUUUAAAUAUGACAAGUAGAGGAAAAAUGAGAGCGUUGUUGCAAAAAAAUUUUCUUCGAAUGUGGAGAAAUGUCGGAGUGAUGCUGUUCAUCUUCGCAUUACCGGUGAUGCAGGUAAUUCUAUUUUGUCUUGCCAUCGGGCGAGAUCCAACUGAUCUCAAACUAGCAAUAGUAAAUUCCGAGAUGAAUUGGGACAAUAAAUCGUGCAACAUAAAAGCUGGCUGUCUCGCUGGUAGUCUGAGUUGUCGAUAUUUAGAAUUUCUCACAAACGAUACGAUUAUAAAGGAAUAUUAUCAGUAUCCGGAGCAGGCAAUAAAUGCAGUAAAACAAGGGAGAGCUUGGGGUACUUUGUAUUUUACAGAGAACUUUACGGAUUCGCUUAUAGCACGACUGAACCUUGGGCAAGCUGCUGAUGAUGAAACAUUAGAUCAAAGUGAAAUCCGCGUUUGGCUUGAUAUGUCGAAUCAACAAAUUGGGUUAAUGUUGGCAAGAAACUUGCAAUAUUCAUACCGAGAUUUUGCUAAAUCGAUGCUCGCUGAAUGUGGCUUUAACACAAAAUUAGCUGACGUACCGAUACAAUUUUCCGAUCCUAUCUAUGGAACAAACGACCCGAGUUUCACGGACUUCGUCGCCCCAGGAGUUAUUCUUACAAUUGUAUUUUUCUUAGCGGUUGCUUUGACAUCGUCAUCUUUGAUCAUAGAACGGCUCGAAGGUUUACUAGAUAGAAGCUGGGUCGCAGGAGUGUCACCCGGAGAAAUUCUUUUUUCUCAUGUCGUUACACAAUUCGUCGUAAUGUGUGGUCAAACAGCUCUCGUACUUAUAUUUAUGAUUCUUGUAUUUGGUGUCGAGUGUAAUGGCGACAUUGGUUGGGUAAUCAUACUGACUAUUCUUCAAGGUCUUUGUGGCAUGUGUUUCGGAUUUGUAAUAUCAGCUAUAUGUGAACUUGAAAGGAAUGCUAUUCAAUUAGCAUUAGGUAGCUUUUAUCCAACACUUUUACUCAGUGGGGUUAUUUGGCCAGUCGAAGGAAUGCCAACAGUAUUACGAUAUAUAUCGCACGGGUUGCCGCUGACCAUGGCAACGACGUCACUCAGAUCAAUGUUGACAAGAGGAUGGACGAUAUCAGAGCCCGAUGUUUACAAUGGCUUUAUCUCAACAGUAACAUGGAUUGCCAUAUUUUUAACCAUCAGUAUGCUCGUUCUAAAAUUCAAACGCGGUUAGUUCCUCGAAAUUAAAUUUUAAUUAAAUUUUUAGCAUAAAUAUUAUUGUAGACUAGGUAAAUAAAUUCUUUUAUCUAGAAUUUAAAAGUUAAUUUUAUCGAUAGAUAAUUUUAUUCCUAAGAUACUUAAAUUAGGAUUUUAUUGUUAAGUUGUUAUAUCAAAGCAGUAUCCACGACAUCUUUGCUGAUAAUCAUGGUUUUUAUAUAGUAUAAUAAUGUUUAUUUAAAUUAAUUGUCAGUUAUUAAAAACUAAGAAAAUU
This is a messenger RNA of Microplitis mediator, 3010 nucleotides long. It is a transcript of the gene snu, whose product is annotated as ABC transporter G family member 20. Bases 467 to 2752 code for a protein of 761 amino acids. Gene Ontology annotation, cellular component: membrane. The transcript has 14 exons. The record is from RefSeq and is a predicted model, not a curated record. Gene Ontology annotation, molecular function: ATP binding; ABC-type transporter activity; ATP hydrolysis activity. Lineage: Eukaryota; Metazoa; Arthropoda; Insecta; Hymenoptera; Braconidae.